Molecule: messenger RNA, 2300 nt
Organism: Archocentrus centrarchus (flier cichlid)
Lineage: Eukaryota; Metazoa; Chordata; Actinopteri; Cichliformes; Cichlidae
Gene: dnajc1
Product: DnaJ (Hsp40) homolog, subfamily C, member 1
Exons: 12
Coding region: 119-1621 (500 amino acids)
Cellular component (GO): endomembrane system
Source: RefSeq, a predicted model, not a curated record
UGGGCACCACAGAAGAAGAAAAGCCGGAUGUUCCGGAGUCUAUGAGGUGGCUGUCGGGCCGUGCAGGUCCCGGACUUUGUGGUUUCCGUGGUCCGGAUCGAGGCGUGGGUCCUCAGUGAUGGGGGUCUUGCUGCUCUGCCUGUCCCUGCUGGUCUCUGCGGUUCCCCCUCUGAACGCCUGGGACGCGGACCUGGAGCUGCUGGACCUGGUGGAGGAGAUCCCGCAGACCUUCUACAAGUUCCUGAACGUGGAGCAGGAGGCAUCGGCAGCAGAGAUAAAGAAGGCGUACCGCCGCCUGUCCCUGAUUCUGCAUCCUGAUAAGAACAAAGACAAAGAUGCAGAGACUCAGUUCAGACAGCUGGUAGCCAUCUAUGAAGUCCUCAAGGAUGAAGAGCGGCGGCAAAAGUAUGAUGACAUCCUGCUGAACGGACUCCCUGAUUGGAGGCAGCCGGUGUUUUACUACAGACGAGUGAGGAAGAUGAGCAAUGCCGAGCUGGGCUUCCUCCUCUUCCUCAUCCUUACCGUGGGACACUACGCAGUCAUCUGGUCCAUCUACCUGGAGAAACAGCUGGACGAGCUGCUGAGUAAGAAGAAGAGGGAGAAGAAGAAGAAGUUGAACUCCAAACCUGCAGAGGAGCUCAGGUGUAUCGGUCAGGAGCGGCCCGACAGAGUCCAGGAGCGACCACACUGGCAGGACAUCCUUCCUCUGAAGCUCAGCAUCUGGAUCUACCUGUCCAUCAAGAACCUGCCUCAGGCCGUGCAGGAGGUGAAGCAGUAUUAUGAGGACUAUCAGCAGAUGAAGCAGCAGCAGAGAGAAGCUGAAGCUGAGCAGGAAGCAGCUCCACGAGAGAAGCGGCCAAAGGUGAAGAAGCCCAAGGUGGAGUUUCCUGUUUAUGAGCCAUUAGCAGAGAACCAGACACAGACCCAGAACUAUGACCAGGCCACAUCCAUCGAGGACAUUGAGGAGCAGAUGGACGAUUGGCUGCAGGACCGCAGAGCCGCCAAGAAGAAGGCUGCUGACUGGACUGAGGAUGAGCUGAGUCUCCUCAGCAGGUUGAUGGUUAAAUUCCCAGGAGGAACUCCAGGCCGCUGGGAGAAGAUCGCUCACGAACUGGGUCGAUCUGUCACUGAUGUGACAACUAAAGUGAAACAAGUGAAAGACAACGUGAGCCACACCUCAGGUCUGGUGAAGCUGUCAGAGCUAAAGGCGCCUCCUCUUCCUGUGAGGUCACAUCCUGUGGAUGACAGUAUAAUGACUCAGAGGGUAGGCGGAGCUUGUGAGGAGGAACAGGAGGAGGAGGGAGAGGCUCCAAUGGUACGGAGGAGGAACAGGAAGUCCUCGGACGGGGGGGAGGCGAAGGUCAGAGGUCGUCGGCAAAGAGAUUUUGACCCAGCAACAGCAGAGGAAGAAGAGAGGCCGGAACCUCAGCCGGAGCCCGCCGUGUGGACUCAAAACCAGCAGAAGCUGCUGGAACUCGCUCUGCAGCAGUUCCCCAGAGGGACCGCCGAACGCUGGGACCGCAUCGCCAAGGUGGUCCCAGGAAAGAGCAAGGAGGAGUGCAUGAUCCGGUAUAAGAUGCUGGCCGAACUCGUUCAGAAAAGGAAACACGCCAAGAGCUGAUGAAAGAUUCUGAAGACUCCGCCCCCUCUGAUCAGGUGACAUGUGCCCUGCCUCCUGAUUGGACAGAAUCACAGCGCUCAGAGGGCCAGACCAUGAAGCGACUCACAGAUUAGAGAAUCGAUCAGAGGUUCUCCCAGACUGAGAAUGCUCAUAUUAAAAUGUUUUUGAGUUACUGAUUAGAAAUCUGUGUGAUCUCAGUUGACUGAUCAAUAUACUAAUCUGUGAUCAGUCAACAGAGGAAAAACAGCAAUACCGAUGACAUCAACCCAUCACGCUUUUGCCUCAUGGCCCCGCCCUCUGUUAUGUGUGAAACAGGAAGUGACCUCAGUUUGACGUGCCUUAAUCUCCGUUCAGCCAAUCAACGUGUUCACUGAUCAAUAAACAGUAUUUAUUACCUGCUGUGUUUGUUUUUCAGAGAGAGCCUGACUGAAAUAUUUAUGAUAGAGCCAUGAUGUUUAGUAUUGAUUAUUGAUCAGCUCAUUUUACACAUGAAAUAAAUGUGACCUUUAUUUCCUGUUUGUUUUAAAUAUUGAUCAGAAUCACAGAGAAAAGUUAUUGAUCAUUUUCUGUUAAAAUGUUUUUGUUGAUCAGUUUCACAGAUCAAUAACCUGAUAGCAGCUUAACGCUGAUCAAUAAGGCUACAUUUUUAUUUAAUAAAACUGUUUCCAUGGUAACCACA